This is a messenger RNA of Suillus subalutaceus, 1008 nucleotides long. Its product is annotated as cytochrome P450. Gene Ontology annotation, molecular function: oxidoreductase activity, acting on paired donors, with incorporation or reduction of molecular oxygen; heme binding; iron ion binding. Bases 1 to 1008 code for a protein of 335 amino acids. The record is from RefSeq and is a predicted model, not a curated record. Lineage: Eukaryota; Fungi; Basidiomycota; Agaricomycetes; Boletales; Suillaceae. The transcript has 9 exons.
AUGGAUUCUGUCUUUAUCACUGCUGGUUUUGCAGCUCUAGCGAUCGUCUAUGGGGUGUACCGUCGGUACUCUCAUAUCUCUUUGGCAGACGUUCCUGGCCCAGAGUCUGCAUCGUUUACCAUGGGGAAUCUGAAAGAACUCUACCAAGGUCAGGCAGCGGAUGCUGACUUCAAGUGGCAAGCUCAGUAUGGGAAUAUUGUUCGCUUCAAGGGCUCUUUUGGCGAAGACCAAUUGAUGAUUUCCGACCCGGCCGCCCUACAAUACAUAUUUGCAAAGUCAGCCUAUCGGUUUCCCAAACCGCCUGAUCGCCGCGUUCUCUCCCAUUUUAUCAACGGAAAGGGUAUUGUCUGGGCGGAGGGUGACGAUCACAAACGACACAGGAGAAUAAUGCUCCCUGGAUUCGGUGGGCCGGAGUCCAAAGCCUUCUUGUCAUUAUUCAAGACUGCGCCGAGUCUCAACAAAUGGACGGAGACCAUCAAUAACUCUAAGGAGGGGUCAGUGGUGUUCAAUAUUCCUGUCUGGCUGUCCCGUGCGACCUUAGAUGCUAUCGGCGAAGCUGCUUUUGAUGUCCGCUUCAGCUCCAUUGACGAUAAUGAAAGCGCCCUCGCGCGCUCAUACAGGAAUAUAAUUAGGAGGGCCAAAACCCACGUAUCGUGGCGCAUGCGCGAUACAGGUAAAUUGGCGACAUCUGUUGCAAAGCAGUUGGUGAAAGACAAGGCAGAGAUGAUAUUGAGGGGCAAGGGCAGCCGAGAUGUCUUUAGCUUACUUGGUGGGUCGUCUCAAAGCCAAUAUGGAUACGAUGCAAAGGCGAAGUUAACGGAAGAAGAGCUGUUUGCUCAGAUGCGUACGAUUAUCUUCGCAGGUCAUGAGACGACCUCGAACACUGUCAGUUGGGCACUUCUCGAGCUAGCCAGGCACCCUGAGAUCCAAUCCCGUCUCCGGGAAGAGAUAUGGGAAACGGAAAGCGGCUGUGCACGCACGCGGGGAUGUCAACUUCACAAUCGCUGA